Chilo suppressalis (striped riceborer) is the source of this 8994-nucleotide messenger RNA. The record is from the annotation of a GenBank genome assembly. NCBI's taxonomy places the organism in Eukaryota, Metazoa, Arthropoda, Insecta, Lepidoptera, Crambidae.
CAAACGUCAGAAAUCUGUGGCUUGGUAUGAGGAGAUUGUAGAAAUCUAUACAAUUUCCAAAAUCUAAUGAAAUCAGUUUAUUUAAAUCAAUUAGAUUAAUUUAAAGUAUAGUUAUUUAUCCAAAUUUUAUUCGUUAAUAAUUAAGUGAAUUGAUUGAGUGAUAUAUAACGUCAUUCCAAUGUGCGUUGUUUGUCUGUCAUGUAUACUAAUAUCGGAAUUUCCUAAAUAGAACAGACAUUUCAUGUCGGGACCCCGUAUAAAAAUAACAUUGGAUUGUCGCGGGGUACCAGACUCGUCUGCGCCAUGAUUCUCAAAAUGUUCCAGCAGUUUACUCUGAAGAUAUUGUUGCUUUUCAUAGGUGUUAUAACUAUAGCAACAGCUGCACCUCCAUCUGAUGAAAAUUUACCACCUAGACCUAAGGAAGGAGGUGUUUUGACAAGAUAUUGUGACUUUUAUAAUGGCACCAAUCAAUGUGAUUCCAAUGACCCAGACUGUCACUCUAUCUCUAAGCGUGAAGAAUGCCAACCAACAGAGACUGACAAGAGCACCCACUGCUAUGUUUUAUGGCAUUACAACAAUGAGACAAAUACAGCAAAUCUCAAGUUCAAAGGAUGCUUCCUAGAUACUGUUUCAUGCAUGGACAGGAGUCAUCAAUGUAGGUUGCAUAAAAUGAAAUUGUUAUUAAUCCACUGCUGCUGUGAAGGAGAUAUGUGCAACGAGCAUGCAACUUUCCCUGGAUUAGAUGUUAUACUCUCCCAGACAGAUGCUCCUCCAGAACAAAUACCAGCCUCGGUUGUUCCAAUUGCUGAUGAUACAAAAGCAGUCAUAGCGUAUACGUUGACACCACUAUUCCUGCUGUUUGUUAUUUUGAUUGCUUGUUACUUUCUAUAUCGGAGACGUAAAGGUAGUUCGUUUGCGGAAUUGGGUAACGGUGAAGCUUCUUUAUCCCGACCACCAUCAGCCAAUGGUGGGAUGGAGAAUGAGAGCAGUGGAUUGGUGGGGCAAGUGUCUCUUUGUGAAGUACGAGCUCGAGGUCGAUUCGGUGCAGUGUGGAGAGCUAAGCUGGGUCCUCUUGAUGUUGCUGUGAAAGUGUUCCCACUACAAGAUAAGCAGUCAUGGCUGGCUGAACAAGAAAUAUAUAGACUACCCAGAAUGGAUCAUCCCGAUAUAUUGCAUUACAUUGGAGUUGACAAGAAAGGUGACAACCUUCAAGCUGAGUACUGGCUCAUCACAGCUUAUCAUGAAAAGGGUUCGCUCUGUGACUACCUCAAAGCACACACUCUAACCUGGCCAGAAGCUUGGCGUGUAGCUGUAUGCGUCGCUCGAGGUCUAGCUCACCUGCACGAAGAAGGCGGAGGAAAACCAGCUGUGGCUCACAGGGACUUCAAAUCUAAGAACGUACUUCUAAAAUCUGACAUGAGCGCUUGCAUCGCUGACUUUGGACUCGCAUUGGUCUUUGUGGCUGGCAGAGGCUGUGGUGAUGCACACGGACAGGUUGGCACCAGACGUUACAUGGCCCCAGAAGUAUUGGACGGAGCAAUCAACUUUACAAAGGACGCUUUCCUGAGGAUAGACAUGUACGCCUGUGCUCUUGUUUUAUGGGAGAUUGCAUCUCGGUGCAGUGAAGCCGGGGCGGACGCGACGUCGCAGUACCGGCUGCCACUGGAGGAGGAGGUGGGUUCGCAUCCCACGCUUGAGGAAAUGCAAGAGGCAGUCGUGCAACGCAAACUGAGACCACACGUGCCAACGCAGUGGCGUGAACAUCCGGGUCUAUCCGUCCUGUGCGACACUAUGGAAGAGUGCUGGGAUCACGACGCCGAGGCGAGAUUAUCAGCAUCUUGUGUCCUCGAACGAGUGGCAGCUCAAAGACCGCCGGCCCGAAUGUCCCCAGAGGCACCGCUCCUUAUUCACGACCUAGCUGAACCGGCCUGCUGACGCCCGGGAGACUUUCCGCUCAUACAGUUCUGAGAUAUGGACGAUAUUACACAUUUUGAAAUUCCACAGUCGAUUAUGACCUUUGAAUACAACCAGUAAGGUUGAAAAUCGCACGGACGAUAUUACAUGUUUUUUAAAUUUCACAGUCGAUUAUGACCUUUAAGUACAACCGGUAAGGUUGACAAUGAUUGGGAAAUUUCGUCGGUUUUGUAUUGGUACCUGUAGUCUGAAACACUGUUUUAAAUAUAAGCAGGAACACAUUAUAGUUACACGGUGCAUACGUGAAUUUUCAGAGACCUAUAUUUGUGACUACAAUCGCCGAAUUAUAAUGGCAACACUUCGCAUGGCUAUUAGUACUUGCUAUUUUUGUCAUUUUGAUAACAUGUUAUAAGGUAGUGGCAAUUUGAGCAAAACCACAGACAAUUUAAAUUGUGCAGUAGAAGUUUUUGUAAGUUAAAUUGCUACUACGCAGACUAUUGUCUAUAGAAAAUACUACUAGAAAAAAAGGGUGCGGGUUCGAGUCCCGUCUGCUACCUGGCCCGCGCGGUUUUUUUUCUAGUAGUAUUUUCUUUAGAUUUAGAUAAUUCGCAGUUGAAUGCUUAAAAAAUAAACAAUAGGUAUACCUUGUCUAUGUUGAAAAGUAGUGACUGAUAGCAAGUUGAAAAAUAGCAAAUGCGAACACCCAUGUGAAGUGCCGGCAUUAGUCUGAUAAAUUCGAACCACGAUAACUUUGCAGAGUCAAUAACCUAUAUGUUAUUUUUAUCAAAGUUAAAGGGAGUUAGAGUUAGGCUGUCUGUCCACUGUAGCGGUGCGAGACUGCGGAGUGGAGAAACGGAGAAAUAUUAACCAUUAAAAAUUGCACAAAAUCUGCCCACUGAAGAGGAGCGGAGAUUUUGUGCAAUUUAAUUGGAAUAUUUCUCCGUUUCUCCGGUCCAGUGGUCAGGCAGCCUAAGAGGAAAUUUUUUCUCUUUUUUUAAGACUAUAAAAAAUAAAGUAUCAGGGUUAGUUAAUAAAACUAUAAUUAGUACUGCCAUGUGCAAAGUUUAAAUUUUUGCUAUUGUCAGUCGACUGCAGAGUUAUCGUGGUCCGACGUUACCUUUACAAAAGUUUAUAGAAUUAUCUUUUUAAAACGAAUCCGGAUUCAAGGAAUUACAGCACAGUUACCUCAUGUCAGUAUUUGUCCUGAAUUUAUUACUAUUUUAUAACAGCAUUGGUCUAAAAUGGUAGGUGUGAUAGUUAUAUAUGAUAUUAGAGCGGUAGGUUGGUUAUUACAAACGAGUCCCUUGCUUACCAUAGUCAUGAGUUUGAAAAUGCCAAUCCGCACGAAUGUCAUACAAUAUUUUUCAACACAUUUACGAGAAAAUAGUAUACAUAUAUAAUUUAAGUAAUGAAGCAAGCCUUUUCAUAUAAGAAAUUGGCGUGCAUUUCCAAAUGGCGCCACAUGCGGGCGGUGAAAAUUAGAACUACAUCUUUCGUUUCUUUUUCUUUUUAGUAUUAAAGUGAGACAAAAUUACAGAUUAAAAGCAUUUCAAGGAGGUUCGAUCGAAAUUAAAAAAAACGUUAAUAAUACGCACAGUGGUUGGUAGCGUGUGGUAAAAUGUUUUACCGCACGCUCCAUUGUAUGUCCCUUACUUUUGAACUUUCGACCAAUGCGUACAACCUCGGUAAAUCCAUUUUAUCAGCAAAUGUCUUGAAAAUUUUAUUUACUUGGAUGAUAUUUACCGGAGAUUGUGUCAAAAGCAAUGAUUACAAAUAAAGAUCUCUGACAAUGUCGUUUUGCACUUUGUUAUAAAAUGUUUAUACAUAAUUAUCCCCUCAAAUGAAUUUAUGGAUAGAGUCAGAAAUAUUUUGAGAAUAUUUUGUUCCGUCACAGCUAACUAGAUCUUCUUGUUGUUUCAAUUUAGCUUAAAGUGUUAGUGAAAAUUGGAUUUGUUAUUGUGCUACCGCAAUUUAAAUAUUACUGCUGUUUUUUUUACGGACAGACCACUAUUCUAUAAAUAAAGUGUUUUAAAUAUUUAAGCAAGGUGUACUGUUGUCAUUGGUUUGUCCAAAACUGUCAAACUUUGCUUUCUUACGCCUUUUUUUAUAGAUUUUAAAAAUUUUGAUUAAUAUGUCACUGAGAUAACCUUGUAUGCUGCUAACUCUGCAGCGAUUUGUGAAAAAAAAAACAGUUUUUUCUUUAAUAAUAAAAAUCUAAAGUGUUGAUGUUCUACAUAUCUAAACCACUAUAUCUGAUCAUUAAUAAUGAUAAGUACUACGCUUCAUUAUUAAAAAAAAAGGAACUUAUUAAUUAUUUCUGUGUAAGUAAUAGUGAUAGAUUUGAAAAUUCACACAAUUGAUAACACGACUUAGUACAUUUCAGCUUAGUAUCGUUUGAUAAAAUAUAAAAAGGCACGAACGUUUGAGAAACACUUACACCGUCGCACAAUUGUUAUGUAAAUUACAAAUCCUGUGUUCCCACUAGAACAUAGAUUGAUUCAAUAAACCAUACCAGCCAUUUGCUUGUAGCCGCUUACAAUUAGACGGGUCAUAUGCUUCUAUUCCAACCCCUUUAACAUACAAAAAAUACAUUACGCAAGUAUUCAAAUAUGAUUUUUUGUUAACUUACAGAAGUUGGCUUAGUUAAGUAAAUUUUAAAUAAAUAAAGAUAAUUUUAUCGGAAAUAUGCACCAUGCCGGUCGAUGUUAUUUUUGAUUGUAUUUUCCUGACUCUUAUAUAUGUAUCAUAUUAUGUAUACUAGGUAUGCGUAUGUAAAACACAUACAUAUAUCAAUAAAUCUAAGCCGAUUAUUCCACCCUAGAAAUUCAUUCACAUAAUAAAACCAUGCAGCAAAUCUUAAUGGUUGUCUACAUGGUUUAAUUAACUGGGAAAUAAAACAGACACUUAUGACUGUCGAAAAACUCAGUUCACUGAACUGUUGAACUAAUCAUAUAUUCUGGUGGGAAUAAGGGUAUUAUUUAAGUAUUAAUAUAAUUGUGUUACUUUGUUGUAGGCGUAAGCGAUGCAGCCGUGUUACAUUUUUGUCGAUGUUUUGUGUGAUGUAGAAAAAUUCACAACGCGUAGCAAUAUUAGCAAUAAUAAUCAUUGAAGUUAUAUUUUUAGAUUUGUCGUUUUUAUUGCGCAUUUAGCUGAUGUUUCUAGUGUGUGUGUGAAUAUUGAAAACGCUUUGCUUGUUAUGAGCUCUACGCACUAUCCAUCCUGUUGGAGCCAGCGAGCGAGACAGCGUUAUACACGUAAAAGAAAUGGAGAUGCAGGAUCUCUUUUACACGUGGAACCAGACCCAUCUCUCCCAGUGGACACAGAGCCCCGAGAUCGAUAGGGGCCCACCUCAUAUCACAAAUACAAAGUCCCCAUAGGCAGGGCUGGACCGUGAGUUUAGGGAGCCCUAGGCUAAUAGUACUUAGGGGCCCACCCAAUUACACAAAGUAUUGAAAAAAAAGUCAGUAAUCUAUUUAAUUUAAAUAAUAAUAUAUUAUGCCUUAGUGUUAUACAAUCGUUAGUAAAUGGACAAAUUACAGAGAAACCUUUCUACAAAGUGCAGAAAUGGCAAAUUCGUUAAUUUGCUCCUCCCAUUGUAGGGGUAAAUAUCAAUGGAGUUAUAUUCAACAAUGUAUUUUUAGGGCCCCUUGAAUCCAUGGGGCCCUGGGCUGAAGCCCAAAAAGCCAUAUGGUAGAUCCGGCCCUGAUCAUAAGGGCCCCAUUAUCCUAAUAUGCCCAGGGCCUCCAAUAGGUCAAAGACGGCACUGUGUGGAACACUGUCUCGCAUGCUAUUUCCACAUGGAUGCAUAGUGCGUAAAGCUCAUUAGUUAAUUCACAAUUUAAAUUUUACAAGUAACAAGAAGUUCUUGUUGGUGUUAUAUGAAAUUUUUUCUCUAUAACAAAUUAAUACAAGAGUACAAGAUGUAUAGAUUUAUGCUGUGUGAAUAGCCGAAUGUAAAAAGAUUUCGUUUUUUUAUUUUCACGGUAAACUGAUAUUGUAUAUUUAAUUAUUAUUAUUGUAAAAAUGCCUAACAUUGUGAAACUAUAUUUUUUUUACAUUUAGUAAAAGUAUAUUUUUAAACCAGCCUAUUGUUUUACCUAUUAAGAAACAGUUUGACUUUAAGUUUAAAGUUAUAUUAUUUUUUUAGUUGAUAAAUUUUUAAAUAUAUCUAUAUAUAUGUUGCUGUUGCAUAACCCAUUUAUUAAGCUUAAUUUUAACAAUUAACCGAUUUGUAGAGUUGCAAGUUUUGAGUGGAGAUCAGUUUUUCUUUAACUCCUAUACAAGUGGCUUUUCCCUGUACUUUACAGUACCCUUAGCACGAACCAAUAUCGAAUUCGAAUAGUUUGCGAGCACAAAAUUUCACUGUCAAAUGUGAACUGAUUUUUAGUUCACGUUACGUCCGUUAUGGCGCUGCUGUUCAAGUUUCCAUACAAAAUUUGACAAUGACAUUUCGCACUUGCAAACUAUUCGAACUCGAUUUUGGUUCGUACUAAGGGUACUGACUUGCUUACAACUCGAGAUCAAAAGAGUUGCACAAUAACAACUUGGAAGUCAGCAAGGUGAUAGCUCGUGCUGGAUAUACACUCCAAUAAACACUAGUAUUAUUGUUAACAUGGGAUAGGUUAUGUAUAGAACUUAAUCUAUUUUUUCUUUUACGAUAAUAAUUAUAAACGCCAGGGGGUCUACUCUCUUUUUCUGAAACGAACUUUCGAUAACGAAGUUCAAAUGAAAUUUAAUUUCGUCUAUUUAAGGUUAUACUUAAUUUGAACGAUAAACUAGCAAAUUGAAGCUUUCUUUGAGUAGGCUCAGAGAAUCUACACCUUAGUCUAUAUUCUGACAACGAAUAUAAUUAUAAUUAAAAACGAACCAGAAACAUAAUAAGAAAAGUGCGAAGUUUCGAUAGAAAUUUCGCUUUUCGUUGAAUUAGAGUAGGCCUCCUCUUCUCCCAAUAUUUGGAUGUCAAGGGGUAGUCCAUUAAAGUCUUGAUGUUUUACUUUAAAACGUUCUAUCUAUUUAGAUAGUGUUCAACGAAAAAUUUUAAAACUCUUUUUAAAAGUAUGCUAACCCUCACUUAAUUAAUAGACGAUCCCUAAUGACAUAUCUGAAAAUGUAGUCUUGCCACAAGUGUAUGAACCACUAUAGAAACGACUCCGUACAAGACUGCCAUUUGUUUUAAUUUCUAUUGAAAUCGGUUUGGCCAUCCACGAAUUACGUCCAACGUGUCCGGCACAGAAAUGUGUCUUUUGCGAAUAAAGAAGCUCUUAUUAUAAUCGUAAUAAAGGCGUAAUUGAAUUCAUGCGUGAAACCAGCGGUGUCGGAUAUCGCAAAGAACGCGGAUUUAAAUAUUAUAAAGUAAAUAAAAUUAUUUGGUAUGUUUUGCGAUUUUUAAUACUAGUUUUGCAUACCGUAUUAAUUUCGCUAUUAUUUCGCAUUUUAACUAUUUUUAGUUCAACGAUAAAAAUAUGAUUUUACAAAACCACGUAAUUUAUGGAUAGCCCUAGGCCAUUAUGUUAUUAGACUGUAAAAAAAGUUUUAUUUUGUAUCGUUUCCUUGUUUAAAUCAAGUGCUAAAUGAUGAUGAAAUUGAAGCAAUGAAUUUAGCGUUAACACUUAGGCGUGUAAGUGAAUGUCACCUGUUAAGUUAUAAUAACAGUAGCUGUAAGUUACGCCGCGUGCAGAAGUCAGGUAUAUGAGGUUACGAAAAAAAAGAGUUGCAACGAAGAUGAGAAAUCUUCCCUUUAGUCUUCCUUUUUUCAAAUUUGGAUACGCUUUUUUUGAAACCUAAUAAAUGUGGUUUCCUAAAUUAGUUCUCCUAAUAUUAUGAAGCUUACUUUCAUAAAUCUCAUGUCUGUACGCGGCUUUAGCGAAUAGUCGUGGCAAAGUAACUCCGUGCCAUAAUCGAAGAAAUGUGAUUGAAUCGUAACGCCCUAGUAGACCUGAAUUUAAACUUAAAAAAUAAUAAUUUAAAAAAAAACUUUAUAAAGUGCAACUGAAAAUAAAAAUAGUUAACGAUCUCGUUUUCUUUUAAAUUGGCACUAUAACAUGUACUCUUUUUAAUAAAAUAUGCAUUUUAAUUUCUUUGAAAUAAGGGCACAAAUUAAUCACAGGUUUUGUCAAAAUCAACAUUAUAUCAAUGUAACAUUGUGAUCUGUAGUAAUAAUGGAUUGAUUGAAAAUAUCAAUGGGAAAUCAGUGUGAACAUGGUUUACCUAUGCCGAGUGCAUAUCAACACACAUAGAAUAAGUCAAGUUGCCAAAUGUAAAUAGUCAUAGAGUAAGGUUUAGAACUUUUUGUCUGAAUGUCAGUUUUAGGCUGUGAACACACAGUUAAUACUUCUUAGCACAAAUGCCGAAAGAUUUAUGCAAUAUAAUUUUGUUAAAAAAAGUGACAUGACAGCUGAACAAGAAAAAAAUCUUGCAAUAUCUUAGUAAUAACUAUUUACUAUGCUUUUAAUUCGAGUAAAUUUUAAAUCCAAAUACGAAAUAUUGAAGACUAAAGAUUUUCAUUAACGAUUUUAUUUAAAUCUUUGUAUCACUAAAUUGAUUACUGAAGCACAUUUUCCCGUGCAACUAUAUAUUUCAUUAAUACAUAAAAUAGUACCUGUCAAAUUAUUUAUACCUAUAAGUUUCUAUAUAAUACUGAUUUUUUAUUAUUCCAACCUUUAAAAUUUUGUUAUUCAUAAACUUGGCAACUAAAAAAUGCCAGAUUGAAAUGAAAAAGGAAAUGUUCUACUUCUUGCAAUAAAAAAAAAGUCUAGUAGUUUAUUGAAGGAUUUCGUUUAUUGCAUGAUAUGAAUAGAAUAAUGGGAAAAUGUAUUUCCGGUUCUGCGAUUAUCCUUAAACAGGUAAAUUUCAAUGUGUUCACAGUUUUAGUGUAAAAAAAUGUCUGUACAUUGAUAGCUAACUUUUAGAAUAUUAGUGGUUAGAGUAGACAUUACGACUUCGUUUAUCAGAGUAUUUCGUGUGUCGUAGAUCUACUGGCGUCUCGAUGAAUGGCAGUAAAGAAUUAUCAUUUAUAUUAUGGUUUUAACUAUGUCUGUCGAAAUUUGAUGUACGUAUUAAAAUAUAUUUUAUACAAAAAAA